AUGCCGAGAUCGUCUAGCGAUGGAUACUUCAUGGGGCCGCGCGACCUCAGCCAUCACUCGAAGUUCCCGAUGAUGCUGCGACUCCACGGCAGCAUCACACCUAAGCUUGUUAUACCCGUUUUGCUGGUAGGCGGGUGGGCCACCGCCGUUACCUGCAUCUCGAAGCUUGUAUAUGACCUUGGGACCGACCAAGUCUUCAUCACCGUACUAGGCUUUGUCGUCAGUCUGGCCCUCAGCGUCCGCAGUUCUACCUCGAUGGACCGCUACUUCCAAGGUCGACAGCUCUGGGGGCGCCUCCGACUCGCAUCGCACAUCUUGGCUCGUCUGAUAUGGAUACACGCUGAAGAGAGGCAUGCUGCUGAUGCAGGGUUGGGGAAGCAAGAUCUACUCGGCAAGGUCGGCUGCCUGAACCUGAUUGUGGCUUUCGCUGUCGCAGUGAAACAUAAAUUGCGGUUCGAGCCAGGAACGCAUUACGAGGAUCUGAAGCACCUGGUCGGUCAUUUGGAUACCUUUGCGCAAGCAGCGGAUAUGCCUGCGCCCGACCCUCCGAGCGCUUUCAGGCGGACUUGUCAGCUACUCGGCAUGCCCAUGGCGACGCCCAACCCACGCAAACACGUCAAGCAAUCGCGCGUACCUCUCGGUGACCUACCCCUUGAGAUUUUAUCUCACCUCUCUGCGUACAUGAAAGUUCUAUACGACAACGGCACGUUGAGAGACUACAGCAUCUACCAAACCCAGACUUUGGACUCGCUGACAAUCAUGGACGAGGUGUCGUGUGGCACGGAGAGAAUCCUGAACACACCGCUUCCACUUGCGUACUCCAUCGCCAUAUCUCAGGUCACAUGGCUGUAUAUCCUGUUACUACCGUUCCAAUGCUACAACAGCUUAGGAUGGAUCACAAUUCCUGCAUGUGUGGUGGCAGCGUACAUUAUCCUGGGUAUCGCUUUCAUCGGCCGUGAGAUCGAAGACCCUUUCGGACACGACGUCAAUGACCUACCACUCGACGCCUUCUGCCAGCAAAUCCGCCAAGACCUUGACAUUAUCAUGUCGCGCGUUGCACCUCUCGUCAAUGACUUUAUGGGUCGUGAAGAAAACAUGCCGCUGUAUCCCCUUUCGUAUCUGAGCACGAGAGCAUGGGCAAACAAGUCGCCAGAUGAGAUACAUGUCGCUUUGUCGCAGAAGGUAGGUCUCCACCAUCCAAUGGUUGAGCGCGGUGAGAAUCCAGCGACACCUACGCAAGGAAGACUAGCCGGCGUGGAUGGCUGGGUUGAGAAGGGCGGAUCAGGACCGAUCGACACGACAAGUCAUUAUAGAAGGAAGUACGGAAGUGUUUAG
Alternaria hordeiaustralica is the source of this 1335-nucleotide messenger RNA. RefSeq lists its product as uncharacterized. Gene Ontology annotation, molecular function: chloride channel activity. The record is from RefSeq and is a predicted model, not a curated record. Lineage: Eukaryota; Fungi; Ascomycota; Dothideomycetes; Pleosporales; Pleosporaceae. The coding region runs from base 1 to 1335 and encodes 444 amino acids. The transcript is spliced from 3 exons.